Messenger RNA from Diaporthe amygdali, 1602 nucleotides. Its product is annotated as GMP synthase. Lineage: Eukaryota; Fungi; Ascomycota; Sordariomycetes; Diaporthales; Diaporthaceae. Bases 1 to 1602 code for a protein of 533 amino acids. Gene Ontology annotation, cellular component: cytosol. The transcript has 14 exons. Gene Ontology annotation, molecular function: GMP synthase activity; ATP binding; GMP synthase (glutamine-hydrolyzing) activity. Gene Ontology annotation, biological process: GMP biosynthetic process. The record is from RefSeq and is a predicted model, not a curated record.
AUGGCCGGCGGUGUCGAGGCGGCUGCCCCUCCUCAUGAGAUCUUUGACACGAUCCUGCUUUUGGACUUUGGAAGCCAGACAUCGCAUCUGAUUCUCAGGGCUCUCAGAUCAUUCAAUGUGUUCUGUGAAGUAUUACCCGGCACCACCAAGGCGAGACCGUCAUCUGUGAAGGAUGAGGGCUCACCUCACGCCGAUCCUGCAUUCUUUGAGAUGGGAGUACCCAUCCUUGGAAUCUGUUACGGCUGCCAGGAGAUUGCUUGGCGGUCAGACUCUGAGAGUGUCGCCCCAGGCGAGGCUCGGGAAUAUGGCCACACGGAUCUCACCAUAUAUCCAGUUGCCUCAUCCCCUCACAUCAACCAACUCUUCGAGGGUCUAGGAGAGACAAUGCACGUCUACAUGAGUCACUUUGACAAACUCGUGAAGCUCCCCGCAGGGUUUACCCUGAUCGCCAGCUCCCCGAAUUCAGAGUAUGCGGGAAUUGCUCAUCAAACAAAGCCCAUUUAUGGAAUCCAAUUCCACCCCGAAGUUGAGCACACUCCUCGCGGUGCAGAGAUCAUUAAGAACUUUGCCGUCAACAUCUGCAAAGCACGACAGCACUGGGUCAUGAGCGACUUUAUCGAGCAUGCGAUCGCACGUAUCCGCCAGCAGGUUGGUGACAAAGCUCAAGUCAUAGGGGCUGUCUCGGGCGGUGUCGACAGCACGGUGGUAGCUCGUCUCAUGCGGGAAGCUAUUGGCGACCGAUUCCACGCCGUUCUUGUGGACAACGGGGUGCUGCGUCUCAACGAGAGCCAAGAGGUCAAGAAGACGCUUCAAGAAGCUCUUGGCAUCAACUUGACUGUCAUCGAUGGGUCAAAGAUUUUCCUCGAACGCCUCAAGGGUGUCAGCGAGCCGGAGAAGAAGCGCAAGAUUAUCGGUGGUCUCUUCAUCGACCUCUUCGAGGAGGAGGCUAUCAGAAUUGAAAAGGCAGCCGAAAACACCUCCAAUGCUGGCAAGGUGGAGUUCUUCGUCCAAGGUACUCUGUAUCCAGACGUCAUCGAGUCUCUGAGCUUCAAACCGGGCUCAAAUUCGGCAACCAUCAAGACACAUCACAACGUGGGCGGUCUCCCGGCCCGUAUGAUGAACGGCCAAGGACUCAAGUUGAUUGAGCCCCUACGAGAGCUUUUCAAGGACGAAGUGCGCGGCUUUGGCCGGCAACUAGGGAUCCCUGAAGAACUGGUCAUGCGUCACCCUUUCCCAGGUCCAGGCAUUGCGAUCAGAAUUAUCGGAGACGUCACGCCCGAGCGUGUUGAAAUCGCCAGAAAGGCCGAUCACAUCUUCAUCUCCAUGAUCAAGGAGGCAGGAAUCUAUAACGAGAUCGCUCAGGCCUAUGCUGGCCUUGACACCAACCGAGCUGUUGGAGUCAUGGGUGAUGAUCGUGUCUACGGAUACAUCAUUAUCCUUCGCGCUGUUGCGUCGACCAACUUCAUGACUGCUGAGCCUUACGAUUUCAGCUCCUCGUUCCUGAAGCAAGUCGCACGAAGGAUUGUGAACGAGGUUGUCGGAGUCUCUCGCGUGACUUACGACAUCACGAGCAAGCCCCCUGGAACUAUCGAGCUGGAGUGA